GUGUGUGGUGAAUGGUUGAUUGGUUUAUGGCCUAUCGGCUGAGCUAACUAUAUAAACUACCGGGCAGAAAGCGAGGGCGGUCAGACACGUGACCCGAUGGGUACUAACACCCCCCCUCGCACGAGCUGGGAGCCCCGGAGAAAAGAAGCUCUAAAUACACAGAUAAUCGCAUAUAAAAUCAAGCAGAUGAACAAAAAACAAAUAGCAAACAAAAUAGUCGCCAAUGAUUGGUUUGCUGAAUUAGCGUGCCAAGGAAAAAUCGAGGGUACAUAAAGGGCAAUGCCUUCCCAUCCUCAAGUACUUCAAUCCUUCAUCUAUUCUCCAUCCGAAGUAGGAUGUAGAUGAUUGCGAUCCAUGUUGAUGAGGUGAAGGAAAUGUUGAUGCUUGGGUGUGCUUUGGAUCUUAGUAAGUCCAUCAGCUGGGUUAUCCUGGGAGCGCACUCCCUCGACGCUAACCAGGGCCAAUGAUUG
Molecule: messenger RNA, 470 nt
Organism: Aspergillus glaucus CBS 516.65
Lineage: Eukaryota; Fungi; Ascomycota; Eurotiomycetes; Eurotiales; Aspergillaceae
Exons: 1
Coding region: 97-273 (58 amino acids)
Source: RefSeq, a predicted model, not a curated record